Elaeis guineensis (African oil palm) is the source of this 622-nucleotide messenger RNA. The record is from RefSeq and is a predicted model, not a curated record. Lineage: Eukaryota; Viridiplantae; Streptophyta; Magnoliopsida; Arecales; Arecaceae.
AUUAUCUUACAACAGUUACCCCAUUAUGAGGAAUUGCUACUACUUUGUCACCUACUCAAGGCUAGCAAUUUUGUUAUGGACUUCAUUGAUUGUAGUCCUAUGCAACUGCAGCUCUAGCUUCGGAUGUCCUUCAGAGGAGUACGAAGCUCUAUUAGAGCUUAGAUCUUCUCUCCUUCACAACGACUAUACUUCACCACCCACAUGGGGAAGAGGGAGAGACUGCUGCCUUUGGAAGAGAGUAAUCUGCAGCAAUAGCACAAAACAAGUUUCAAAGCUCAUGCUUUCAUGGCUCGUGGAAUAUGAUCAAUUUAAGCAAUGGCGAUUGGAUUUCAAUAUUUUUUCUUCCUUUCACGAGCUCCGACAACUUAACUUAUCUGGCAAUCAAAUAGUAGGAUCGUUAUCACAGAUGGAUAUAUCAGGAUUGAGAAAGUUGGAAAUUCUUGAUCUAAGCAUUAACAUGCUCACCGAAACUAUUCCGUUAUCUCUCAAAAAUUUAUCUUCACUUAAUGUCCUGAAUCUAAGAGCCAACCAGCUGAAUGGCACACUUAACGGGGAAGAAAUUUACAAUGGGGUUCGAUCACAGAUGAAUGCUUAUUGGGUGGCCUUCCAAACAUUCUCAUGA